Messenger RNA from Oryzias latipes (Japanese medaka), 2565 nucleotides. RefSeq names its product inositol 1,4,5-trisphosphate receptor interacting protein (gene itprip). NCBI's taxonomy places the organism in Eukaryota, Metazoa, Chordata, Actinopteri, Beloniformes, Adrianichthyidae. Gene Ontology annotation, cellular component: membrane. The record is from RefSeq and is a predicted model, not a curated record.
CCACCCAAAAAAAGCCUCAUUUCAGUAAGCGGGGCAGGCUGGGCGGUGUUUCUCUGCAUGGGUGGAGCGCUCAGUCCGGAAAUGUUCAGAACACUCCGUGUUUGUUGCUCGGAUGUGGCCCGUUCCUCCAACUGUGCUGCUGCCAUGGAUUCUCACGCCAUCACCACUCAGGGUCUAGGGCGCCUGAGCAUCUGGAAGACUUUUGGUUCUUGGUGUUGAAGGCCGAGUGAAGAUGCAGGGGGCCGUGGCACGAGUGUUCGUGGUGGUGGCCGCCGCCAUUCUAAACCACCCCUUGCUCUUCCCUCAAGAAAACACCACCUUGCCCGAGCAGGACGAGGAGCUGAUGGCCCGCAUGCGAGAGCAUGAGGAGAAGCUGGAGAUGGAGCUGGCCAAGCUGGAAAGUGAGAUCUUGGAGCUGGAGUCCAAGCAGGAGGAAGGCACCUCACGGGAUGCGUAUAUGUGGUACUUUUGGAGCUCCGUGUCUUUUGUCAUUUUUUUCGUCAUUGAGAUGUGCAGAGUAGAGCUCGCAGAGACAGAAAUCCGAAAUCUGGAGGAUGAGGAGGAUGGUGGCUCCAUCACACCCAGAAUGAUGGUCCUCGACAAGGACAUCCUGAGGAACUUCUGUGACAAAUGCUCUUAUUCUUCUGCCCACGAGAACUGGAAAGUGAGGGAAUUUGUUGAGGGUUUGGCCGAUGACCUGCUGGAGUCGCUCCGAAGCGUGUGUGACAGGGACACGGACAUGGAAGUGGGGGAUUUUGUAGGGAUCGGAAGCAUGUUUGAAUCUUGGAAGGUGUGCGGGCCCCUCGUUUGUGACCUUAUGGUGCCUUUUUCACCUCCACAUCCACAUUUCUUUCAGUCCCAAAUGUGGUGCUCCUCGGAUCAAAUCCCCCUGGACAUGCAGGGCAGCGGCAGGAUUAGGGCGACCCGGUUUGGGGAAAACGACGAGGGCUGCCUCUGCAGCGCUGCUAACAUGGGAGACGACAUGCUGUGUCUGCUGCACAGCACAGCCGACAGACAAAACGCCGGUCCAAACCCCGAUGAGCUUCUGUGCCUCAAGAACACUGACAUUUUGUCCAAAGAUCAAGUCAUGAAGUGGUUUCAGAUUUCUGUGACCAAAGCGUGGGGACGGAUCUCCCACAAAUACGACUUCCAGGUACUGUUCCGCAAUCUGGACGCCGCCGGUGCGCUUAAGGUCCGAUUUCGUUCAGGAAAAGUCAUUCUCCUGAACCUGAUCCCGGUGGUCCAGCUGGAGGACACAGAUGCUUAUUUUGUCUCUCAUUUUCCAUCCGGGUGGGACAGCCCCCCUGACCCCUUCUGGCCCCUUUCGUUGGCCGUCUACGAGAGAAACUUACUGAAGUAUUUUGCCAAGCGGCUACCACAGGAUUCCUGUCAUUCACACUGCCUCCAGAUUGCUGCAUUCCUAAACCGAAAACAGACCGAGUUGACGGGAAAGAGUUUCCUCUCCAGCUACCAUCUAAAGACCGUCCUGCUGCAUGUGUUGCUGAGCACAAAAACAACUGCAUGGAGGGCAGGGAACAUGGAGCACAGGCUUCGGGAUGUGCUCGGCCUUCUGCACCAGAGUCUCCUGGAGAAGAGGCUCCACCAUGCAUUGGUUGGGAACAGAAAAGUUCCCGAGGUUCUUCAGGUUCCUGGAGUCAUUCGUAAAGCAGAACCCAUUAAUCUGUUCCGAUCUCUGGUGCUGCAGAGGCAGCUCUACGCAGCAACUGUAAGACACCUGCAGGAGAUUUUAAAGAAUGCAUCCAUAGUUAUUCAGGAAUAUGUACCUCGCCCAUCAAACAAUGGUUUUAACCUCAGCCUGGAUGAAGGCUUUAACUGUUAGUGUGACAAGCUUUAAGCCUGAUUUACAUAAAGUGGGUUGCUUUUACACAAAUAUUCUCCCAUAGUUCUUCAAGAACUGUAGUGUGGGGCCACAAAAAGUACGCCAAUUUUGGAAUGCAGUACUGGUGUUAUGAUGCUAAAUUUGGACCAACUCAGGCAGACCCAGAUCAUUAUACUACCUCCACAGCUUCCACCAUAUGACUUCAUGUCACCUGUAUGCGUUCAUCUUUGAAGAAGGGAGUACAUCUGGACUCCAAUAGGCUUCUCCUUAACCUGCACAGUCCAGUUUUUGGCAUUCCUUUAAGAUUCUAGAGACUAAUAACAGUUUUACUAAUACAAAUAAACUGUAUUCAUAUUCUCUUCCACUCUGAAACUAUACUGCGAUUGUUUUCCAAUGGGAGACUUAUUACCAUUUAACCGUAUUUUUUGCAUCGUUGUUGCAAUUCUAAUGGCAGCUAUUCUGUUUUGCAAUAUUUGACAAACUCAUUUUUGUUGAUCACAAGCUUGUGUUCUGAGUGCUCUGCAGUUCUUUGAAUGGGACCACUCUGUUUAAACAGGGAGUUAAAUGACACCUUUGUGCACUUUUUAACGAAAUAAAAACAUGAGACCAAAACUAUUGAGACUUUAUUUUAUUUUAAACCAGUAACCUUAAGAAAAUUUUAUUUUUGGGGGAGGGCUAUUCUGCACCACCAAAUAUUUGAGGAUGGAUGACAAAUAAAAAAAAAA